CUACAGUGUUGGUUAAAAAAAAACCUUCCUCUACUGAAUACUGGGAGUGUAUACUUACAUGACUUGUAGAUCUUAGAGGCGCUUUGUUCCCCAUUACGUCAAGACAUUACCCAAAGUGAUAGCUAUUCUUUACGACAAAUAUAAUCGAAGAUCGUUCAUCAACUCACCGAAAGAUGGUGCUGCUUUUGCCUUUCAUUGUUCCGAUGCUUAUUGGAAGAACGCUAGACGUUCGAAAGUUUCAAAUAGGCCCUAACAUCUAUAAUGAGGACGACUACAAAGAUAUCCAAGAUGAAGACACGACAUCUACUUACCAUAUUAUUGAAUCUCCCAAUGAGCUAUACAAUCUGCUAGAAAUACCACUAGAUGUCGCCCUUUACGUAAAGGCAGGCCUAAUCCAAACGGAAGUGGUGUCGCUUGGCCUGGAUUUGUUACUGAAGGAUAUUCAGCAGCGCAAGAAUACAAUUUAUCUCUGUAUUAUAGUGAAAACUAGAACGGUUAAAAGGGGGCUUUUGUCGGGUGCCUCUCUACUAGAAAGAUGGAAGGAGCUUGAUCCUCGAGUUCUGGGGACUCAUUAUUGUAGCUCUUUGGAGUUUGGAGGAAGAUUAUUGGUGUUAGCCCAGAUCCAAACUAACCAUCCUGCUGACUUCAUUCAGGUUAAAAAGAUGUUGACCGAUAAUAUAGGGGAAAGUGGACCUUUUUCUGACAGCAUAGCAGAAAAUUGGCUUCACUUAGAAGAGAGUCUGAAAAAGCAGGACCUGCGAGGAGAGGUUAAGCUCUCAAUGAACAGCUACAGCACGAGCGACACCCAAUCCAACAUAGAACUACCAGGAGAUUUGCUUCGCCUGGUCAAAGACUUCCCAUCAAAAGUCCGAGAAAACGGCAUUGGUGAUCCUAUGAUUAUGACAUUAGAACCACUGACCAGUAUUGACUCAUCGUUUCCUGAUGUCCGGCAAGAGAUGAAAACCGAGGACUUGAAGCUGAUUAUCUCGAUGUUUGAUGAUCUCAGAUAUACCAAAUCUAAUCUGAACAACUGGAUUGUAAAGAUUGAUGAGCCAAUUAGUGAGAACGAGGAGUAUGCGAUUGCUGCACUUCUGGAUCAACUGAACAAUCUAUUAGACGACUUCUACCAACUUAUCUCAGAGACGACCUUGUACAACGUUCCAGACAGGAAGUUUCUGGAGAACACAAUAUACAGUUACAACAUUGGCCUUCCUUUCCCAAACGCCACCUACCAGUUGGCAUAUCUUAGGCUAAAAGAACACAUCAAUGUGAAAUGUGAGGCUGCGUUUCGGGCACCGAUAAAAACCCACCUUAUGGCUGACGUUUUUGAAACUGUGGAGCACGGGACUGUGACAGGAGGACUAGAAGGUUGUAAAGACCUUUGUUUCGACGAUGUCAAGUGUCGCUCUAUCGGCUACGGGGAAAAUCUACAGAAGUUUGAUGAACAGAUUGGUAACUGGGUUGAAGUAAAGAACUUAUGCUGGGUAUACUUCAGAAGUACAGUAACAACAUCCUUAAAAGACAAUUCUGAACUUAUUUUUGGAGAUCUAUUUGUUUACGACCGUAUAUGUUACAGUUAGGACACCGAUGCUCUAUAUCAGUGUCAUUGUUCUACAGAUUUUGUAGGUUUGAAUUUGUUUCUUUGUAUCUUUUUACAUGAAGACUGAUCUCUUGAACUAAACACUUUAAAUUUACGUAUUAUAUUUUUGAAUUUUUAAUAGAUAUAUAUAUUGUCAGACACUGUUAUCAGUUAACUUUAACAUAGCUUUUAAAGUAAGCGGUUAGGCCUAAUUCGUGUACUGAUCUAUGUACUCCUACAAUGUUUUCUCAUAAAUAAAGAAAAACUUUCUCUGUU
Molecule: messenger RNA, 1855 nt
Organism: Limulus polyphemus (Atlantic horseshoe crab)
Lineage: Eukaryota; Metazoa; Arthropoda; Merostomata; Xiphosura; Limulidae
Exons: 9
Coding region: 174-1580 (468 amino acids)
Source: RefSeq, a predicted model, not a curated record